UCUUUGAAAGAGGACAAAGAAUUAACAUUGUCUACGCUUUUCCACCAUGCAGUUCCUCUCCUUUCUCGCUAUACUUGCGGCGACGUCUUCGUGCGUUAGCUCGGCAGCUAUCGAUAAUACUGUUGGUCUUUCUAUGAGAGACGAACUUGACGACAUAAUCAACCUUCCCACAAAAUCGGUCCGCUGCGGUGGAAGUCUGGCCAGAGCCGAAAUACAUACCACAGCCGAUAUCAAGAAGGCAGCUACCAAUACUCUCAACCAUCUCGAUGCUAACACUGUAGUCGGAGAUCAGAACUACCCCAAGAGAUACGGAUACAGAGAUCCCGCUGUCACCUUGUCUAGUCAAUGCUCGGCAACAGACACUUUGUAUGAAUUUCCCAUUACCAGAGGAACUUGGAAUGGCGUUCCUGGAGAUACGACAGAUAUCCCAGAUAGAAUCAUCAUCAAGCGAACUAGCAAGAAAGGGAUUUAUUGUGGGCUCAUCACUCAUACGGGUGCACCAGCUAGUCCCAUCACCAACAACCCUUUCCAAAGUUGCACAGGUUAGAUAGGACACCAGUUAUUUCUCUGAACCUUGAUUUCAGUUUGUUCCUACAAGAAAAUAUAUGUUGAAGUUAAAAGGCCACUAUUCGUUUUUUUCAAAUUG
Messenger RNA from Mollisia scopiformis, 646 nucleotides. RefSeq lists its product as uncharacterized. The record is from RefSeq and is a predicted model, not a curated record. Gene Ontology annotation, molecular function: RNA nuclease activity; RNA binding. The transcript is spliced from 4 exons. NCBI's taxonomy places the organism in Eukaryota, Fungi, Ascomycota, Leotiomycetes, Helotiales, Mollisiaceae. The coding region runs from base 47 to 547 and encodes 166 amino acids.